This is a messenger RNA of Octopus bimaculoides (California two-spot octopus), 1469 nucleotides long. Its product is annotated as large ribosomal subunit protein bL9m. Gene Ontology annotation, biological process: translation. The record is from RefSeq and is a predicted model, not a curated record. Gene Ontology annotation, cellular component: ribosome. Gene Ontology annotation, molecular function: structural constituent of ribosome. Lineage: Eukaryota; Metazoa; Mollusca; Cephalopoda; Octopoda; Octopodidae.
CACACACACACACUAAGACAUGCAGCGUAGAGACCAGUGGUUUACUGCCACUGGGGAUGAAAGCUGGAACGUGAUCAAUGUCAGUUAGGUGAAAUGGACUAGAUAGUCUUAUGGUGUGAAACCUGAAGCCACCAAGAAACAUGCCUGAUGACAUCUUAAAUAUUAUUUUGGACAAUAUACACAAUACAGAUCGGAAUGGAUCUGGUUUUUAAAGUCAACUGGAGAAAGUAACAGACACGUUCCUGUUUUAUUAUACCUCGUCAACAAAGCAUAUUCUAUGUAGUUGGGUAGACUAAUAUCAAUACACAAGUAUAUAUAUGUAACACACACACACACACGCGCACCCCUCUAGGGGUGUAUUUAAAAUCCAAAAGUAACAAAUAAAAGACGCACUCUUCGGCUUUAGUAAACAGGAAGGACACAUUUGACAAUGUAGCCCUACAUAUCCAAAAAGACGGAAUAAGCACGGCGAGGAUGCUUUUGAUCAUGGGCCUUAUUUUAGUCUAAACAACAACGCCAACAAAUGGAAAUAUUUCUGUACUGAUUUAGAAAUAACACUUGCUAUGGUUUAUUUUGGAGUCAACAGUUGCUGCGAAAUAGCUAAAGGUACACUUCCGUCAAAAAGAGAGAGAUUAAGUCAUUGAAUGCUUUCGCUAUCUUCGCAAGAUGGCGUCUUUAAUUCGCAAGCUACCUCAGUGUGGGAAUUACUUGUUUCUUCAAGCCAACAAGAACCAUAUUAAUAACUCAUGUUUAGUACUAACACGGAACACAGUUAUUUUAAAACGAGAAUGGGCAGUUCCAUUAACCAAUCCAGGAGACAUACCUCAUCUAAAGGAUAAACAUAGAGUAUUUAAAUUUGUUGAAAACACUAAUGCUGAAAAACUGCCAGAUAUCCAGUGUAUCCUCACAGACAAUAUUGAUGGCAUUGGCUAUAAGAACGAAUUGGUAACUGUGAAAAGAAAGUUAUUCCGCAAUAUUCUGUAUCCAGCAGGACUAGCAAUGUAUGCAUCACCUGAAAACAUUGAGAAGUUUGCUGUGACAAGUGAAGAAUUCCUGGGUUCUCGAUGGGCAAGAUUGACUCUGAAAAUAUUAUCUAACAUGUACCUUACUAUUCCAAUGAGUGGUGAUAAUCCAUGGGUGUUGAGCAAGGAGCAUGUUGUUGUGGCUUUUAGACUGAGGAGUGUUGAAGUAGCUGAAGAAGCCAUCACUCUGCCUGAUAAAGUAAUUACAGAACCUGAGGAAAUAGAUAUACAAUUGAAAAUGAAUGGUAAAGAAGAGGUGACGGUGAAAUGCCUCAUUAUUUUGAAACAUAAAGAUCCUUCGAAAGAUGUUAUUCCUACCGACUUACCAACCAUGUUAAAAAAAGAAAAGAAGCACAGACAAAUAUGGGAAGUUUAAAGUUGCUAUAUAUUUGCUAAUUAGAGAGGUUUUUUUUUGUUUGUUUUUAAAUUAAAUCAUUUAAAAAAGUA